AUGAAGCUGCUGCAAGAAACUGACGAUGCAACAAGGAAGAGAAAGCUAAUGAAAUCUCAGGUGGAGAAACGUCGAAGGGAGAGAAUGAAUUGCAGUCUGGAGCGUCUGAGGACCAUGCUGCUGCAGGAGCCUCAGCAAGGAGGGAUGCAGCAGAAGGUGGAGAAAGCUGAGAUUCUGGAGCACACUGUUCUCUUCCUGCAAAAAAAUGCCAAAGAACGCAGGGAAAAGAUGGGAGGCCAGAAAUACUCCUUCCAGGACGGGUUCUCCAGCUGCCUGCAGAGGGCGUCGCAGUUCCUGGGGCCUGAAGGGAAAGGCCUCUGGCUCGGACCGGUCCUGGGCGCCACCUUCUCUGCCCGCUUCCCACGCUCACACAGCCACUCCGCAGAUGCCCUCAUCAGAACCUCCACCUCCAUGACCCACACCAAGUCCCUGCUCCACAUGCUGAGGCUGAGAUCCAGGUCCAGUCAGCAGACGCAGGCCUCAGAGGCGAGCACCUCGGCUUGGCCGCGCAGAUUCUCAGCCCAGCAGAGCUUCCCCACAAUUCCCCAGCAGCCUCAGCAGGAAAGCGGGCUGGAGAUGGGAGCGGAGAGGCCGGGGAGCAAAGAGAGCUCGUCCCAGAGCGGGACCCUCAGCCAGACUUUGUGGAGACCUUGGCCCUGA
This is a messenger RNA of Xiphophorus maculatus (southern platyfish), 660 nucleotides long. RefSeq names its product transcription factor HES-7.1-A-like (gene her7). Gene Ontology annotation, biological process: anterior/posterior pattern specification; regulation of transcription by RNA polymerase II; regulation of neurogenesis. NCBI's taxonomy places the organism in Eukaryota, Metazoa, Chordata, Actinopteri, Cyprinodontiformes, Poeciliidae. Bases 1 to 660 code for a protein of 219 amino acids. The record is from RefSeq and is a predicted model, not a curated record. Gene Ontology annotation, molecular function: protein dimerization activity; RNA polymerase II cis-regulatory region sequence-specific DNA binding; DNA-binding transcription factor activity, RNA polymerase II-specific. The transcript is spliced from 3 exons. Gene Ontology annotation, cellular component: nucleus.